AUGGGUGGUUAAUAAGUAUUCUAAAGUAGGAGCAACAGAACAUUGUAAGGAGGAAUAAGAGUAAUUAAAAUGGAGUUUCAAACAUUGGCACGCUUACAAACUGGUUUCAACGAGUCACAAUUUUGGAAGGCUAUGGACAUUUGGCAUCAUAAUCCACAAGUUGCUAAUCGUAGACUAUUAGCAUGCAUAGAAGUGUUAAGCAUCAAAUUGAACCAUGACUUGACUCACAUUUUUCAAAGUAUCUGUACCUUGGAAUGUUCCCAUUUAAACGCGACACUGAACAAUGACAUUAUUGACAAGAAAAAGUUAUUGAACAUGUUACACAUCUCAAACAAGGUUUCCGCUACAACAUCUGAGAGUAAGAUUCUUUUGUACAUAACAAAGCAAUUGCCUCGCAUACCAAACAUAUUUUCUUCUGGAAUUGAAUUUUCAUUGUUGGAAAAGCAAGAAAAUCGGGUGAUAAAUAUCCAUAAGUCCUUUUCUAUGGAGAAACGGUCCCUUGGCCCUGAAAUGGCAUAUAUGAUACAGCUCGAAAGAGAUGGUUAUACCUCUAUAAGCGUAUAUCAGUCGACAAACACUGUACGCGAUCCCAGCAUAGAUUGGUUAGAGAAAAAGCUGUUUCCAUGUAUGUUAAAGUGGAUGAGAAAUGAACCAAGAACCACGACAGUGUACCCGUCGUCAUUGAGUUUUGUGUCUGCUGAAAAAUAUGCAAAAUUGUAUUGGGAACUGAAGGAAAAAUAUAGCAGAAAAUUAAUAAAGAUCUGGCCCGAAAAUACAGACCCGAUGAAAUUUGUUUACGAAGACAUUGCAAUUGCUACUUAUCUCUUGCUACUGUGGGAGAAAGAAAGAGUAGAAAGAGGAAUUAAGGAUCUACAGUCGUUUUUAGAUUUGGGCUGUGGCAAUGGUUUACUCGUGCACAUUUUAUUCAGCGAAGGUCAUCGCGGGUUAGGAAUUGAUUUGCGCAGAAGAAAAGUUUGGGACUCCUAUCCACCUGAAACGCCGCUUCAAGUUUCCACGAUCGUUCCUUCUUCUACGACUGUGUAUCCAGGCUUCGAUUGGAUUAUAGGAAAUCAUUCGGACGAAUUGACACCGUGGAUUCCAGUAAUAGCUGCACGUAGUUCCGACGGUUGUCGUUUUUUCUUGUUACCCUGUUGUUCGUAUGAACUCGACGGUACCAAGUAUCAAAGACACUGUGCUUCGAAAAGUCAGUACUCUGAAUACAUUGAUUACAUAAGAAGCGUAUGUGACAUAUGCGGGUUCAGAACGUAUAUUGACAAACUAAGGAUCCCAUCCACAAAACGGAUCUGUUUAAUCGGAUGGGAAAGAACAGUCGGCGAUGCUGGAACAACAGAAUAUCGUAUUCAAGAGAUGAUAAGCGCAAAAACAAUGCUGAUUCGUCGGGGAAGCAAAACGCAUGAAGAAGCGGUGAAUAUCGGCGAAUGGGUUUGCAAUUUUAAACCGAGAGACACGGUGGAGAAAGUGCGAAAUUGUACGCAACUGGAAAAAACGUUGAUCGUGGAUAUUGUUAAGAUCGUUGCAAACCAGUUGCUGCACAAUGGUCGUAUGAUAUCGCUCGAAGGAUCACCUGAAGAGAUUUGGAACGCUGGUCGGUGUCUUGACUUGCGACAACUCGCCGAAUCGAUUCCAAGAGACGUCCUGAUACGUUUACGUAAAGAAUGCGGAGGUCUUCAAACGUUACUAAAAAAUCACAGACAUGUGUUCCGGGUUGGGGAUGGAAAAGUCGAGUUUCGAAUACCAGGAAAGGAGGAAGUGAAUGGAAAAUUAAGGAAAAAGAAAGCGUCGUCGUUAAGAAAAAAGAUCAAGCCCUGUUGGUUUCAUGAAAAUCAUCCUAAUGGGUGUCCAACAACGGAAACGAUAUGCAAUUAUAAACAUUAAUGGUUAGAUUAGCGAAAAAUACUUUCGAUCUCAAAGGGAUAUCGUACGAUAUAAAUCUAUUUUUAUUUUUAUACAAACACCAACGGGUAUGUUCUGUGCAUUGAAAACGGUGAAUUGUAUUACUCGCAAGUAUGUAAACGAGUCGAUGACUUGUUGUUACUUUACAUGUAAAUAA
This is a messenger RNA of Dufourea novaeangliae, 2071 nucleotides long. RefSeq names its product probable tRNA (uracil-O(2)-)-methyltransferase. Gene Ontology annotation, molecular function: tRNA (uridine) methyltransferase activity. The transcript is spliced from 4 exons. Bases 70 to 1896 code for a protein of 608 amino acids. The record is from RefSeq and is a predicted model, not a curated record. NCBI's taxonomy places the organism in Eukaryota, Metazoa, Arthropoda, Insecta, Hymenoptera, Halictidae. Gene Ontology annotation, biological process: tRNA methylation.